GUCUUAACUUGAUAUCGCUACAAGAUGGUAUUUUUUGUUGUUUUAAUCGGCUUUUUAUCGAUGGGCGCUACUUCAGAUGUGGUGAAGAUUAAAUUGAACAACGGUGAUGAAAUGCCAGUUAUAGCUCUUGGUACAUACCUGGGUUUUAAUGAGAACGGGAUAGUUCAGUCUCGAGACCACUUUCUCCGCAACGUGAUCUUAAACGCCAUUGAUGAAGGCUACCGUCACUUCGAUACAGCAUCCAUUUAUGAGACUGAAGGCGAGAUCGGUGAAGCUGUCGUGAUGAAGAUCGAUGAAGGUGUGGUGAAGAGAUCGGAUGUUUUCAUCACUACUAAGUUAUGGAACACGAAUCAUGAAAGAGACAGUGUGACGAUGGCUUUGAGGAAAACUUUGUUAAAGAUGGGCCUGGAUUACGUUGAUUUAUUCCUGAUGCAUUGGCCGAUUGCACUUAAUGAAGACUACACCUAUUCAGAUGUGGACUACCUCGACACCUGGCGUGGAAUGGAAGACGCCCAGCGCCUGGGUCUCACCAGGUCUAUAGGUGUCUCCAAUUUCAAUAAGGAACAGAUCGAAAGACUACUCCAGGAGUGUAGUAUUAGACCUGUCGCUUUACAAAUUGAGGUCCACCCUCAAAUUGUACAACAAGAUUUAGUGGAAUACGCUCAAAAUAAAGGUUUGGUUGUCAUGGGAUACUCCCCCUUUGGCUCGUUGGUUAAGCGCCACGGCUUAGAAAUGUCAGGACCAAAGAUGGACGAUCCCACAUUGAUGGACAUCGCGAAAAAGUACUCGAAAACCACACCGCAAGUUGUGUUGCGAUGGCUGGUUGACAGGAACAUAGUGCCAGUAGCAAAAACCGUAAACAGCACACGAAUAAAAGAAAAUAUAAAUAUCUUCGAUUUCAAAUUAACUGAAGAAGAGAUAUUCAAAAUUAAUAACUUCAACGAGUUUAAGCGAUACACGUUGCCGUCAUUUUGGCAAAAUCACAAAUAUUAUCCGUUCGAGAAGGUCGCUAAUCCUUUGCCUAAUCCCUUUGUUAAAAAAUAAUAAGUUAUAUAUUUAAUUAUAUCUAAAGGUUAAAUUAUAACAGUAGGAACUUUAAUUUCGAAAUAAAAGCUUUACGUCCACGUUUUAAAUACGUAAAAUAAUUUUUAUGCCUUAUAGAUCAUCCAAAUUUCUAAACAUGCACCGCAUAUAAAAUUAUAAUAUACUAGCUGCUCGUUCCGGCUACGCCCGUGAUACAUACAUAGUCUAUGUCACUCAGUGAACCUGCAGCUUUCCGAUUGUGAAAGGAUUUUUGAAAUCAGUCCAGCAAACUACCAUUGUUUACUAAUUCGUACCACCACAGUAAACAGAGAAAGUAUAAAUAUUAGACUGUGAUGCUAUUAUACGUUUGAAUUAAGAUUGAACAUUAU
This is a messenger RNA of Zerene cesonia (dogface butterfly), 1412 nucleotides long. Its product is annotated as aldo-keto reductase AKR2E4-like. The record is from RefSeq and is a predicted model, not a curated record. NCBI's taxonomy places the organism in Eukaryota, Metazoa, Arthropoda, Insecta, Lepidoptera, Pieridae. The transcript has 7 exons. Gene Ontology annotation, cellular component: cytosol. Gene Ontology annotation, molecular function: aldose reductase (NADPH) activity. Bases 25 to 1044 code for a protein of 339 amino acids.